Cucurbita moschata (crookneck pumpkin) is the source of this 1080-nucleotide messenger RNA. RefSeq lists its product as uncharacterized. The coding region runs from base 192 to 872 and encodes 226 amino acids. The transcript is spliced from 3 exons. The record is from RefSeq and is a predicted model, not a curated record. Lineage: Eukaryota; Viridiplantae; Streptophyta; Magnoliopsida; Cucurbitales; Cucurbitaceae.
AUCCUCUCUCUCUCUCUGAUAGUGAUUGGUCUUUCGAUCUCUCUUUCCAUUACAACACUUCCACUACCCAAACCGUCCUCAUCUUUCAUCUCCCCACUUCUCUCUCUAAAACCCCAUUUUCAUUUCUUCAUUUCCAGUCCCUGAUGAUCACGCAGCCAUCAAUUUAAGCCAAGAACAGAGCAAAAUCAUCAAUGGGUUCCUGUGUUUCAAUCCAUAGAAACUCCGAUUCCGCCGUGAAAUUCCGACUCUCAAAUGGCUCUAAACCCAACGGUUUGCCAAUUCCUCCCUCCCCGAUCAAAGACAACGACACUCCGAUCAUCGGAAACCCUCCCAUUCACGGCGGCGUCUUCGUCAAAUCUCAGAGCUCCCCUUCUCACUUCGGUAGCAAAGAUGAAGCGUUUUUCGAGUCCCGAGGCUGGUUGGAUUCGGAUUGUGAAGAUGAUUUCUACAGUGUCAAUGGUGAUUUCACCCCGUCACGAGGAAACACUCCGGUACGCACGAGCUUCUCCUCCGGUACUCCACGGAUGAACCAAGUUCACGUCCUCGAUGAUCUAACUCCAAUUGUCAUGCCCAAACCAUCACCAACAGGAAAGAAGAAACUGGCUGAACUUUUCAGGGAUAGCUCAAGAAAUGGCACUGACAUACAAACCAAACCAACACUAAACGAACUCGCCCUGCAAUCAAAUCCCGAAACGCCUUACAUGUCGGGAACAAACUCCGUAUGCAGCAGCGAGAGGACCUCAAAUGGAGGAGAUGUCUGGAUUGAAAAGGAGAAACGAUUUGGAUCUGCACAAUGCUGCCUCCCAAGCUUGGGAUCACGUCGUAGCUUCAGCGACCGGAGGAAGAAGGCAAGUCCUGCCAUAGCUGUAUAAACACAACGCUCGAUCAAACACGCCACGAGCUGCAAAUUCCCUCUGAAUUUCUGCCAUUGUGAGACCCCAAAGCUCAUGGAGUAGCUCACAAUUGUUCAGAAAUGUGUAAAGUCCUGAAAUAUCAGAUACAGAUAUUGGUGUUGUUGAAGGCUGUGUCUAUGUAUAAACAUGUCUUAGAUUCUUAGUACAUCCAUAUCAGAAUAUCUUA